CGUAUUCGCAAUCGCAAUCGCAUUCGUAUCUACGUCAGCUGCGUCAGCUAGUGGCGGCCACCAGCCAGUGAAUUUGAAUUACAAUCGAAAUUUGUCGUAUCUCAAAACUGAAACUGAAUCUCAAAUCACAAAAAAACUGAACCAGAAGUGUCAGUUGAACGUGUGUGAGUGUUGCGUGAAGCGCGCGUCGCCGUCGUCGGUCGUUUCGGUCAACGCUAAUAACAAUAAUAAUUAUAAUAACAAUAAUAAUAACAACAACAUCAGUGGCAACAGCAACAGCUACAGCGACAGCAACAAUAAUAAUAAUAAUAGUUUGUAAUAACAAUAAUGAUAACACUAUGAAUGUUAAACAAGUCAUUGAAUUCGAAAUGAUUGAAUAGGCGCCACCACUUCGAAUCUUCUUCAAAUCAAUAUUUACUAAUUAACACACACACACACACACAGAGUAUGGUGCAAGUGAAUUAAAUACGAGUGCAAUUUAAAUUAAAAAUAAAAAUUAUUACGAAACCAAAAUCAAGUAUACGCCACACGAAACUUUGUUACAAUAAAUUUUUUAAAUAUUUAAACUAAAUUAAUUUUACGUAUUUUUACAAAGUGCAAUAAUUUAUCGAAAUUAACUGAAAACUAAAAUAACAAAAAAUUUACAAAAUUUAAUAUUUGUUAAUUAACUGAAUUUUGUCCAGUGCACAGUGAGCACACAAACACACAUAACUGAAAGUUUAUUCGUAUACGAGUGUUGAGUGCGUCGCGUGCAGUUACUUUUGGUAGCUGCUGUAGUCGUGCAACAAAACCGCCAAAAUUCUCACCGCCAACCACAACUACAACAACAGUAAUAACAACAACAGCAGCAACGAUAUGAAUUCGUACUUUGAACAGGCCUCCGGCUUCUAUGGCCAUCCGCAUCAGGCAUCGGGCAUGACAAUGGGCACAAGCGGCCAUCACGAUCAGACGACGGCCAGCGCCGCAGCGGCCGCCUACAGAGGCUUCCCGCUGUCGCUGGGCAUGUCGCCGUAUGCCAAUCAUCAUCUGCAGCGCACCACACAGGAUUCGCCGUACGAUGCGAGCCUCACCGCUGCCUGCAACAAGAUCUACGGCGAGGCUGGCAGCGCCUACAAACAGGACUGUCUCAACAUCAAGGCCGAUGCCGUCAAUGGCUACAAGGACAUCUGGAACACGGGCGGCACCAAUGGCGGCGGCGGCGGUGGUGGAGGCGGUGGCAACACCGGCAGCGCUGGCAACACCUCAAAUGGCUCCAAUGCACCCAACACGGCCAAUGGACAGAAUAACCCCGGCGGCGGUGGUGGCAUGCCCGUCCGCCCAUCCGCCUGCACGCCCGACUCCCGCGUCGGCGGCUACUUGGACACAUCGGGCGGCAGUCCGGUCAGUCAUCGUGGUGGCGGCAGCGCUGGGGGCGGUGGCAAUGGAGCCGGCGGUGGCGGUGUGGCACAGAAUUCGGCCAGCGGCGUGGGCGGCGGCGGUGUGGGCGCGGCCACAGCCUGGAAUGCCAAUUGCACCAUAUCGGGCGCUGCAGCGGCACAAACAGCGGCCGCCAGCAGUUUACACCAGCCCGGCAAUCACACCUUCUACCCCUGGAUGGCAAUCGCAGGUGAGUCCACAGCAGAUCCAAUCAAAAGUAAGAUAAGAUCUGAUUUAACACAAUACGGCGGCAUAUCAACAGACAUGGGUAAGAGAUACACAGAAUCUCUUGCGGGCUCUCUUCUACCAGACUGGCUAGGCACAAAUGGUCUGAGGAGACGCGGCCGACAGACAUACACCCGCUACCAGACGCUGGAGUUGGAGAAGGAGUUCCACACGAAUCAUUAUUUGACCCGCAGACGGAGAAUCGAGAUGGCGCAUGCGCUGUGUUUGACAGAGCGACAGAUCAAGAUCUGGUUCCAGAAUCGUCGAAUGAAAUUGAAAAAGGAAAUCCAGGCGAUCAAGGAGCUCAACGAGCAGGAGAAACAGGCGCAGGCGCAAAAAGCGGCGGCGGCAGCUGCGGCGGCGGCGGCGGUGCAAGGCGGCCAUUUAGAUCAGAAUUAGAAUGAAUUAAAUGAAAAACAAAACAAACAAUAUAUUGUAACAAAAAAACAUUUACUUAACUUAAUUGCAUACGAGUAAUAAUUAAAAAAUACGGUAUGAAUAUUGUACGUGUAUAAUAUACGAGUAUACCAGCAAAAAAUGAUAAUUUAAAUUUAACAAAAAAAUGUGUGUGUGUGUUUGAAAAAGCAACCGAAAAUACGUAAAUGCGAACAGCAACAAAAACUUACAAAUAAAUUUACUAGACCUAAGUAAGUGACAGAUUAAAAAAAAGUAGUGAACAGCAAAAAAACAAAAACAAAAA
Drosophila nasuta is the source of this 2341-nucleotide messenger RNA. It is a transcript of the gene Ubx, whose product is annotated as Ultrabithorax. Gene Ontology annotation, biological process: negative regulation of transcription by RNA polymerase II; anterior/posterior pattern specification. The record is from RefSeq and is a predicted model, not a curated record. Gene Ontology annotation, molecular function: DNA-binding transcription factor activity, RNA polymerase II-specific; RNA polymerase II cis-regulatory region sequence-specific DNA binding. Gene Ontology annotation, cellular component: nucleus. Lineage: Eukaryota; Metazoa; Arthropoda; Insecta; Diptera; Drosophilidae.